AUGACCUUAAAUAGUGCCCUCUAUAAUUUCUGCCGAAACUGUAUGGGAAAGAAACAUAAUGCAGCCGGGCACACUUUGUACGACGAUAACCCCGCUCUCUGUGAGCAGGCGGUUGAUAUAACUGAACAUUUCCAGGACUUCAAUCAGAAAAUCAUUGAGGCUCACAACUAUUAUAGAUGUCUGCAUGUAGAUGUUGACCCUUUAUAUGAAAAGCAAGAGCUGACUAAUUACGCACAAAGCGUGUCUGACACAAACGCUGAAAGUGGCAAACUUGCACACAGCCAACAUUCACCAUACGGAGAAAAUUUAUACACAAUGAAAUGGGGUAGUCUUUCUUAUCAUGCGAAAAAUAUUACAGGUCUAAAAGUUGUAAAGGCUUGGUAUGAUGAGAUUAAGGACUACAGUUUUCAAAUUAAUGGACCUGUGAACGAUCAACCUAUAGGUAAGUGGUGAAUAUCAAUAACUUUGAGUAAAAUGUUUCAUUUGCUUUAUAUUUGAA
Anneissia japonica is the source of this 499-nucleotide messenger RNA. RefSeq names its product Golgi-associated plant pathogenesis-related protein 1-like. The transcript has 4 exons. Bases 1 to 453 code for a protein of 150 amino acids. The record is from RefSeq and is a predicted model, not a curated record. NCBI's taxonomy places the organism in Eukaryota, Metazoa, Echinodermata, Crinoidea, Comatulida, Comatulidae.